AUGGGCCGACCUGGAUUCACUACAGCCCCUCAUCCUCGUGAUGUCAGGAUUGUGCUGCUGGGAAAAACUGGAGUGGGGAAGAGUGCAACAGGAAACACCAUUCUGGGUCAAGACUUGUUUCACUCAGCUUUGGGCUUUUCCUCAGUUACCAUGAAAUGUGAAAAGAGAACUGUUCUCAUUGGACAGAACAGAGUCAGUGUGGUUGACACUCCAGACUUCUUCUAUGCAACACACACACAGGAGGGUUUGAGUUCAGAGAUAGAGAGAUGUAUCCACCUGUCUGACCCUGGACCCCAUGCAUUUAUCUUUGUUCUAACUCUUGAUACUUACACUGAGCAGGAGACAGAUGUAGUCACUGUAUUUGAGAAAUGGUUUGGUGAAGUAGCUUCAAGAUACACCAUCAUUGUCUUUACUCAUGGAGACGAGAUGAACAACAGAACAAUAGAGGAACUAGUAGAGAACAAUGUUAAGUUGUCUGAGCUCAUUGAAGAGCGUGGUUGGAGAUAUCAUGUCCUUAACAACAAAGACAGAGCCAAUAGAAACCAGGUGACUGAGCUGCUGGAAAAGAUACUCAUCAUGAUGUAUGUGAAUGAAGGUGGCUUUUACACACAUUACAUGUUGCAGGAGGCACAAAGAAAGGCAAGAGGAGAGACUGAGUUGAUGAAAGAGGAGAGUCUCAGGGAGGAAGAGAGGAAAAGACAAGAACACCAGAGAUUGUUGGAGAAGGUAGGGAGAGAGACGGAGGGCAGAGUAGGGAGAGAGACGGAUGAGGAAGUUAAAAGACAGAGUGAAAGGGGAAACAUGGAGUAG
Salvelinus fontinalis (brook trout) is the source of this 810-nucleotide messenger RNA. Its product is annotated as GTPase IMAP family member 4-like. The coding region runs from base 1 to 810 and encodes 269 amino acids. The transcript has 3 exons. Gene Ontology annotation, molecular function: GTP binding. The record is from RefSeq and is a predicted model, not a curated record. NCBI's taxonomy places the organism in Eukaryota, Metazoa, Chordata, Actinopteri, Salmoniformes, Salmonidae.